Messenger RNA from Galleria mellonella (greater wax moth), 651 nucleotides. RefSeq names its product histone chaperone asf1 (gene asf1). Bases 1 to 651 code for a protein of 216 amino acids. Gene Ontology annotation, biological process: DNA replication-dependent chromatin assembly. Gene Ontology annotation, cellular component: nucleus. Gene Ontology annotation, molecular function: histone binding. Lineage: Eukaryota; Metazoa; Arthropoda; Insecta; Lepidoptera; Pyralidae. The transcript has a single exon. The record is from RefSeq and is a predicted model, not a curated record.
AUGGCGAAAGUGCAUAUUACCAAUGUGGUUGUUUUAGACAAUCCUAGUCCAUUCCUGAAUCCAUUUCAAUUCGAAUUAACCUUUGAGUGUAUAGAAGAGUUAAAAGAAGAUCUCGAAUGGAGAAUGAUAUACGUUGGAUCAGCAGAAACAGAAGAGCACGACCAAGUUUUAGACACAAUCUACGUAGGACCUAUUCCCGAAGGGAGACACAUGUUUGUAUUUCAAGCACCACCGCCAGAUGUGACCCGUAUACCUGAAAAUGAUGCAUUAGGUGUCACCGUCGUGCUUCUAACGUGUUCCUAUCGAGGACAAGAGUUCGUCCGAGUUGGUUAUUUCAUAAACAAUGAAUAUAGUGAAAAUGAACCGGAAUUACGGGAGAAUCCGCCUCCAAAGCCUCAGUUUGACAAAGUAGUGAGGAAUAUUCUAGCAUCCGAGCCCAGAGUGACGAGGUUCAAGAUAAACUGGGCGGAACCAGACGCCGCGGCUGCUACAGAUUCGGGAGAUGGUAAUCUGGAGACGUCACAUGCACCAAGCAAUGAUUCAUAUGGAGCAUCCUUCAAUGCAGACAGUCAAAUUAGCGGUAUGGAGUUUCAAGGCAGCUUAAGUGGUUAUGGAGAUAAUUCAAAUUCCAUAGCACCAAUGGAAUGCUGA